UACCCUGAAAGAGGAGUAGAAAAAAAAAUUAAGACGUCAGGCGCUGUGAGGGCAGGUUCGCGCUUGCGCAGAGAGCGCGCGGUGACCGCCGGGCUCCGGAUUGGAAUGCGGGCACAGAGCGAGGGCACGAGCCAGCCAGCAGCACGUUACCACCGGGGCCGGCUCUUCCUCAGACCAGGCUCCGCCCCCCGGCCCGGCACAGCCCCCUGACUCUAUCCGCUGGAACUUGUUGCUGGAUGCUCGGACUCCGGGAGCAUGUUGGGGCAGCAGCAGCAGCAUUUCCUAUACUCCCCCGGGAGUAGUGUGACCGGCGGGUUGGCGGAGGAGGGCCAGCUGGUCGGCUUUGUGGAGGAGUACCUGGAGUGCGUGGAGUCCGUGCCGCUGGAGAUCCAGAGGAAUGUCUCCUUACUGCGGGAGAUCGACACCAAAUACCGGGAAACACUUAAAGAAAUCGAUGAUGUUUUUGACAAAUAUAAAGAUGAAAGUGACCCAAAUCAAAAGAAGCGUCUUUUACAGCAUCUUCAGAGGGCCCUGAUUGUAACUCAGGAAUUAGGGGAUGAUAAAAUACAGGUAGUUACACAGAUUUUUGAAAUGGCAGAGAACAGAAUCAAGCAGAUGGAAAUCCAAAGUAGGUGUUUGUUUGAACCAGAGGAAAGUGAAAAGUCUGCAGAAAAAAUAAAGGUUGAAACUAACUCCAUUGAAAGGUCAACUCGUAGACCUCGUAGACAGCGUAACAGCGAAAGUCGGGACUUGUGUCACUUGGUCAAUGGAAUAGAUGAGGGGGAGGAACUUCCACCCAAGGAAAAGAAGACAAAAUCUUCCAAAAAGAGGAAACGUUCCAAAGCCAAGCAGGAAAGAGAGGUGUCUCCUGUGCCUUUUGCAAUUGACCCCAAUGAACCCACAUACUGUCUGUGCAACCAAGUAUCCUACGGAGAGAUGAUAGGAUGUGACAAUGAGGAGUGUGCAAUAGAGUGGUUCCAUUUUUCUUGUGUUGGACUAACGUAUAAACCAAAAGGUAAAUGGUACUGCCCUGACUGCAGAGGAGACAAUGAAAAGACAAUGAACAAAAAUAUGGAUAAAACAAAAAGGGACAGGCGCUCUAGGUAGUGCAGGAGAAUGUGUUUUUGUUUUUGUUUUUUUGUAUAGUGUUUUAGGUCAAAUGCAACAAUUUUUAAUAGAAUUGGAAUAUUAAAAUAUGUCUUGGAUUUUUUUUUUUUUUAAGUUUGGGUUUCUUUCCCAUGGUCAUUGACUUUUUCUUAACUUUAUAAUCCGGCCUGACUCAUUUAAUUGAAAAUAGUUUUUUGUUUAAUAUAGAUUUUCUUUUCCUAGUGUUGUAUAAAUACACUUCCCAUUAACUGGUAUUCUGUUCUGUGCCCCCCCCCCCCCCCUUUCCCUCUCUUCCUUCAUGAUAAUCACUCUUUGAACUUUAAUUGGGUCUCAUCUGGUUUUUCGCAUGGUGUUGGUUCCUACUGCUCUUCAAGGAAACAGACGAAGUGAAUUCUUUAUUUGGAUAUUCAUAAAGCAAUGUUGCAGGAAGCUUUGUGGUUAUCUUGCCGGCAAAUACAUACAUUACCCUCAAUAUUUAGAGAACACCAGUAUGUUUCUUUUAAUUUAUAAUUUCUACCUAUUUUUGCAUAGAUAUCCAUCAUAUGUAACUAAAGAAAAAUUGUCAUGUUUUUAUUUAUUUUUAUUUUUUUAAUGGAUGAUUACAUGUAUUGUAGACAAUACAUAUUUUGUAAUGUACACAGAAGUAAAUACAUAUUUUACAGUG
Messenger RNA from Pelobates fuscus (common spadefoot toad), 1771 nucleotides. It is a transcript of the gene ING2, whose product is annotated as inhibitor of growth family member 2. Gene Ontology annotation, biological process: positive regulation of DNA-templated transcription. The record is from RefSeq and is a predicted model, not a curated record. Bases 256 to 1107 code for a protein of 283 amino acids. The transcript has 2 exons. Gene Ontology annotation, cellular component: nucleus. NCBI's taxonomy places the organism in Eukaryota, Metazoa, Chordata, Amphibia, Anura, Pelobatidae.